AUGUCCAACCCCCCCUUUCACGUGUCGUCGCCUACAGCGCCCACUGGCGCAUUUGCCGAGCGAAAUCAGAUAACGCGUGUCUACGGCCCCACAGUCGGUAAUCGCGCUAUUCAAGUUCUCGACCCCGUCGAAUUGAUUUACUCGUCUAAUCCUAAGGCUCCUCCUGCGGGGGAUUGGCAGCUCAAUCACGGAUCCUUGCUGAAGCUGGUUCGCACCCAGGACGAACAUACAGUGUUAUCCCAGCCGGUGGGAUGCUUUCCCACUCGAUUCCCACGGGCGCGGUUCGAAGAAGCCCAGGGCAUACAGCGUAUCUACAAUAAACUGUACUGUGCAAUUUCAGAAGACGAGGACUGGAUCUUCGAUGCAGUUCAAGACCUGAUUUCCACAGAGCCUCUCGCCGCCGUGCUUUGGGGUAUCUAUCAGUCGGUGAAAAAGGAUGGCUUCGUCCAACCCGCAAGCCUGGGGAUAUUCCGCUCAGAUUAUAUGCUUCAGGCACAGGAAGGAGGAAUCAAUGAAGACAAAUUGGCUGGCUGUACAUUGAAGCAGGUGGAAUUCAACUCAUUUUCGUGCUCAGGGGCCAGCCAUGCCAACAAGGUGGCUGAUAUGCAUCGGUUCCUCGCGCGAACCGGCCAUUAUGAUACCGAGGACACAAAAUUCGAUCACGCUUCGCUGCCUCCUAAUGAGAAUAUCGAGUCUCUGUUCAAUGUCGCUGACGAGCGACCCCUCGAGUAUGCUCUGUGGAACAAGGAUGACCCUGUACCUGCCCAUAGACUCGAGUUUGGACCGGACGUGCUCGACUACACCUGGCUUACCGAGUCGCGGGAGCUCCUAUUCAAGCCACCGUGGCUAGAUUCAGCGAGUCCAUUCGAGAUAUCCGUAGUAUACAUGCGAGCUGGAUACGAAGCCCGUGAAUACGACAAAACGGGCCGAGAAGCGCGGGAGAAACUUGAAAAGUCGAGAGCAAUCAAGUGUCCAUCCAUUCUCUGCCACCUUGCGACAUUCAAGAAAGUUCAGCAAGCUCUGACGGUUCCCGGUGCACUCGAACGGUUCCUCACUGACUCGGAAGCCGCCGCUAUUCGGCCAACGUUUGCUGCUAUCUAUCCGCUGGAUGACUCGUUCGAAGGAUUGCAAGCGCGGAGAUUCGCAUGCGACCCAAAGCGUGCGACGCGGUAUAUUUUGAAGCCAUCUCUCGAGGGAGGCGGUCACAAUAUCUAUGGCAGUGAUGUCCCGGAUUUCCUUCGCUCUGUGCCAGAACGCCAGUGGUCUACGUAUGUCUUGAUGGAGCGAAUCGACCCUCCCAUCUCGUCCAACCUGCUUAUGAGCCCCGCCGGUGUGGCCGAGGGUGACGUUGUCUCCGAACUAGGCAUCCUGGGGACCUGUCUGUGGCGGACAAGCGAAGUCGCGCGCGGUCGCUGCGAAAUGCUUGAUAACUCCGUAGCGGGCUGGACAUUCAAGACGAAGUAUUCGGAGGUCGAUGAGAUGAGUGUAGUCAAAGGCUAUGGGUGUUUUGAUUCCCCCUCGCUUGUAGAGGCCUGA
Messenger RNA from Penicillium chermesinum, 1536 nucleotides. RefSeq lists its product as uncharacterized. The transcript has 5 exons. Gene Ontology annotation, molecular function: ATP binding; glutathione binding; glutathione synthase activity. Gene Ontology annotation, cellular component: cytosol. Gene Ontology annotation, biological process: glutathione biosynthetic process. The record is from RefSeq and is a predicted model, not a curated record. The coding region runs from base 1 to 1536 and encodes 511 amino acids. NCBI's taxonomy places the organism in Eukaryota, Fungi, Ascomycota, Eurotiomycetes, Eurotiales, Aspergillaceae.